Messenger RNA from Megalops cyprinoides (Indo-Pacific tarpon), 1473 nucleotides. RefSeq names its product claudin i (gene cldni). The transcript is spliced from 3 exons. The record is from RefSeq and is a predicted model, not a curated record. Gene Ontology annotation, biological process: cell adhesion; bicellular tight junction assembly. NCBI's taxonomy places the organism in Eukaryota, Metazoa, Chordata, Actinopteri, Elopiformes, Megalopidae. The coding region runs from base 118 to 747 and encodes 209 amino acids. Gene Ontology annotation, cellular component: bicellular tight junction; plasma membrane. Gene Ontology annotation, molecular function: structural molecule activity.
UAGACAGCAGACAUCUGUCACAUACAGAUCUCUGACGGACUAUUGCAUUGAGAAAGGAAAACACAGAUACACCAUCUUCACUCUUUUGAGGCCGAUAUCCAGGAGCAAGUAAAAAGGAUGGGUUCCGCAGGAGUACAAAUGGUAUGCGUGGCACUGGGAGUGCUGGGGCUGGUGGCUGGGAUUGUGUGCUGCGCCAUUCCCAAGUGGAGAGAGUCAUCAUUCACAGGACAGAACAUUGUCACUGCACAGGUGACUCAGGAAGGUCUGUGGAUGACCUGCGUGGUUCAGAGCACAGGCCAGCAGCAGUGUAAGACCUACGACUCCAUCCUCAUCCUGUCCAGCGACCUGCAGGCGGCGCGCGCCAUGACCAUCAUCAGCUGCAUGCUGUCGGCCCUCUGCAUCCUCGUCGUCUUCGUGGGCGCCGACUUCACCACCUGUGUGGAGAACGAGGACGCCAAGCCCAAGAUCACGCUGGCGGCCGGCGUGGGGCUGCUGCUGGCCGGCCUCCUGCUGAUCAUCCCCGUCAGCUGGGCGGCGCACAACGUCAUCCAGGAGUUCAACAACCCCCUGAACCCCAAGAAGAUGGAGCUGGGGCCCUGCAUCUUCGUGGGCUGGGCCGGCGGCGUGCUGCUGCUGUUGGGGGGUGGCCUGCUGUGCUGCUUCAGCCGGGUGCGCUCGGGCAGCUCAGGAGGAACAGCCAAGUACUACAGCAACAGCGCCUCCGCCCCCAGCAAGAACUACGUUUAGCUUAGCGGCAGAGGUUAGGGUUAGCGGUAGGGACCGUCACGGGGAUGACGUCAGACGGGGAGGGGGGGAGGACAGAAAAAGACAGAGAUGGGGGGGGGGAGGCAGAGAGCAAAAAAGGGAGUGAUUUGAAACAUGGAUGAGUGAGAGUGAGAAAGCUGAGGGAUGGAGAAAGAGGAGAAGGAAGAGAGAAUUUGAGUAAAGGGGAAAGAUUUUUAAAGGGGAGAAAAAAGGACAACUGUAAAUAGCAAGUAUAAACAACUGGGAUAAUUAAUAGAAUUAGUUUUUUUUUAUUUUGGUACAGGAUAGAUGGGGAACUAUUGUAUAUACUUCAACUAUACGCUAACUUUCACAUUAUGGAUACAAGACAUAUUGAGGUCACUGCAUAUAUUUUUGUCCUAUAACAUUUCAUGUAACAUUUUAACACAUAAUCAGUUAAGCCAUGCUAUCAUUUUAGGCUGAAUGGCUUUAGGGCCACUUGUGUAAUUUCAAUCUUAACCAGUGUAAAAGCAUUUUGUUUUGCGUCUGCCCAUUCAUUCAAGGUCCAUGAAAAAGCAUUUCAAAAUAUUAUUUUUGUAAAUGAAAAUGUGAUGCUAGAAUGUAUUUGUUAUGUAACUCAAAAUGUUUCAUUUUAUGUAAGUGUUUCCAUUCAGCUCACUAAUGCGUAUGCAUAUGUCAGGCAUAAAUGAAUCAGCAUAAUGUAACCCAAACAAAAAUGUCAUUUUUGAG